CUCAUUUUGUGUUGUCUUCUUCCGCAAACAGACCUAGUACUUAAGGUCUAAGGACGUACCAAAAAUACUGUCGUCAUAUUAGGGGCCAAAGGGACAUGAGGAUAUUAAUUAUUGAGCCGACUCGGUAUUAUAAUGUUGUUAGAGAUCUGAACGGAAAGAUUCAGUGGUGUAUCGUGGCCAUUUGAAAUCGGACACCGUUGGCGUAACGUCCUUAGUUCACGCGGAGUGAUACCGUUUUAGGACUGACAAUGUGGAGGUUGUUAAGAUGUCUACUCGAAGGAUGAAAUGGUUUCAAAUGUAGCGACAAAAAGAGACGCGUACGACUUGUAGAGUUUGUUUGGAUGCCGCGAGGUCGCUUUUGUUUAAAUGACGUGGAUUGUGUAACACAUCAAGCGCGAAGGAGAAAAGGAGAUACUGUCGCGCUUUUAUCCGCCGCCUAUGAAACGCUGGUGGGAAAUUAUCUUGAAGUUUAUGUUUUUCCUUCAGGACACCCUAUCUUUUUCGAACUGUUGGAUGCCAGACAUUUGAAAAAAGGGUUCCUAUUGGCUGAGACUCUGUGGGAUGAACCUCCAACAGGAACGAAUGGCUGUGGUGGGGACGGACAAGGAACUCCUGGAUUUCAGCGACCUCCUGGAUUUCACUGCGAAUAAUAUGUUUGCGCCCCCUGUGGCCAAUGGGAAGAACAGACCGAUGACACUUGCCAGCAGCCAGUUUGGAAGUUCAGGUUUGGACGAGCGAAGUGGCUCCGCCUCCUGGGGUUCGGGCGAACAGAACACCCCCUCCUUCAACCAGGGCCGGCAGUAUGGAGAGGACUCUCAUUACAGUGACCACGAGGGGCUGACUGCCUCUCCCUUUCUCACCCAGGGCAUUGUGGGUAAAAAUGAGCGAGGCUCGUACUCUUUUGGGGCUCAGGCCGGGUUCCUGCCGGACAUGCCCAUGCCCAGCCCGGGCGCCCUCUCCCCCUCCGCCCUGAAGUCCACCUCGCACUACUACUCCUCGUAUCCCAGCAACGGCAGGCGACGCCCCCCGGAGGGCACCAUGGACACCCAGCCCAAGAAGAUCAGGAAAGUGCCCCCUGGCCUGCCCUCCUCGGUCUACGUCUCCGCCUCUGGGGAGGACUACAAUCGGGAUGGCGCGGGAUUCCCCGCCUCCAAGUCUGGGACAGCCUACCCCUUCUACAUGCAAGACCCCCCCUCUGAUCCCUGGGGCCAAUCAGCGUACUCCACCAUGCUGGGCAACCCACCUAUCAUGAGCCAGCAGGGUGCCUUCCCUCCAAUCAAUCACCAGGACAGGAUGAAGAGGCAGCCCCUGCCUAUGUCCUCUCAGAACUACCCCCUCCACGGCAGCGAGGUCAACAGCAACCUGCCCUCCAACUUCCACUCUGGGUCAGGGGGGUACGGAGUCACAAAUCACACGCCCCCCAUCAACGGAGCAGAGGGCAUCAUGGCUGCCGGCCGGGGCACCACGGCGGGGAGCUCCGGGGACGAGAUCGGGAAAGCCCUGGCUUCGAUAUAUCCCUCGGACCACAACAGCAACACCUUCCCCUCCACCCCGUCCACCCCCGGAGGCUCCCCCCAGGGCAUCUCAGCUGCAGCGGCUCAGUGGUCCCGAGCUCCAGGUCAGGCCUCCCUGUCCCCCAACUACGAGGGAGGACUGCACGCGCUGCAGAGUAAGAUGGAGGACCGGCUGGAGGAGGCCAUCCACGUGCUGCGGAGCCACGCUGUGGGACAGGGCCCCGGCGGGGGGGGGCCCGACUUACACAGCCUGCUGCACAGCGGGGGCCUGGGGGGGCUGGUGCAGGCCUUCAACAACGGGGGCCUGCCGCUCUCCAACCGCCACCCCGCCAUGGUGAAUAAUCACCAUGACGACUCGGGCCUGUCCCCCGGGGGCGCCCUGCUGGGUCACCACGCCCCGGUGUCUGCGCAGGCCGCCUCCCUGUCUGACCUCGCCCGCCAGCCCGAGGGCUUCAGUGGUGUGUCCGGAGGCGUGGCCCGAGCCGCGCACCCCCCCGGCGGCGAGAUCGUCAAGCGGGAGGACAAGGAGGACGACGACAACUCCUCCAUCACCGACAAGUCGGAGGACGAGAAGAAGGAGGGGAAAAUGGGCCGCACCCGGACCAGAGAAGAGGCGCUUUCCUUCCAGUCUUUGGGCCCGCUGUCGGUCCCUGACGCAGAUCUGGACGAGGAUGACGAGGACCUGCCGGUGGAGGUGAAGGCGGAGCGGGAGAAAGAGCGGCGGGUGGCGAAUAACGCCCGGGAGCGGCUGCGGGUUCGAGACAUCAACGAGGCCUUCAAAGAGCUGGGCCGCAUGUGCCAGAUGCACCUGACCAAUGAGAAGCCCCAGACCAAACUGCUCAUCCUGCACCAGGCCGUCAACGUCAUACUCAACCUGGAGCAGCAAGUGCGAGAGCGGAACCUGAACCCCAAAGCUGCCUGUUUGAAGCGCAGGGAGGAGGAGAAAGUCUCCGGUGUGGUGGGGGACCCCCAGAUGCCCCUGUCGGGGGCCCACCCCGGUCUCCCGGGCGACGGACACAACCCCGUCAGCCACAUGUAGAGCACAGAUCCUGCGGAACUCUCUAGGCUCUCUGAAGCAGUGGCCUUAACAUUCUUCCAACCUUCAUCUCAGCGAGCUCACCAAACACACACAGGCUGUGUAUAUACAAGUAUAUAGAUAUGUGCACGCGUACGCGUACGCACACACACACACACACACACACACACACACACUGCCCAGACUGCCAAUCUACUGCACUCAUAACUCUUAUGACCAGCUCAAAUGAUUUUGCAUGUGUUUGUAUGUGUACAAACACACACACACACACACACACACACACACACACACACACACACACACAUACACAUUUUGCUUCCAUAUUAAGAUGGAAUUAGCGGAGUGUCUGGCGCCUGAGGAGGAGAGACGCUCUGACUCGGUCCCCUGGCUGUCCUGCCCAGCGCUCAGAUCGUCCGUAUUUCUCUGCGCGCGUGUGUGGUGUGUGCGCAGAAAACCGUGUCAACAAAUUUGCUUUUUACCUUCUUGUUUUUGGAACAAAUUGUUUGGAGCAGUUGCUCUCGUGAGCAAACGAGGAUUUUUUUUUUUUUUUUUUUAAAUGACUGUUUUCUUUUUAUGAAGUAGUUUUGUCAUUCCCAGCUGAGGAACAAACGAGGCCGUUGUGUGUUCUCUACGGACGGUCCUUUCCCCCGGGACGUCCCGCCGGAGAGGGGAGCCGACCUGGCAGUUUGAGUGACGCUGUCAGUCAUUCAGCGAGGGCUGGGGGGGCGGGGGGGGCGGUCCUCCGGGAACUGGAGCUUGGGGGCUGAGAAUGAUCCCAGGUAGAUAAAACGCAAAGUGCUGUUUUAAAGCACGUUUUUACGCCCUGAGCAAGUUCCCAUACCCUCCAUUUUACAUUUUUAUACUUUUUAGUUUUUUUUUUUUUUUUUCCUUCUCUGAUGAACGUCAGUGACCAGACGGAACAGAACUCUUGAGGACGUCUGCAGAUACAAACUGAAUUUCAACUUUGAUCAGCCUUCCCUGAGGGGGGGGUGGGGGGGCAGAGCGCUGUGUGGUGGUCAGGGGUGUUUCCUGGUCUUCUGCCCCCAGAACUGACUGAUAAAGAGAGGCAGCUGGGGGGGGGGGGGCGGUGUUCAUAAAGGACAGCGAGAGCGGGCUCCUCACGGACUUCAGGAGGAGCUCCAGCAGAAAGGCCUGUCUGGGGACCCCCCCCCCCCCCGCAAAAUGCCACACCCCCUACCCCGCCCACUCCAGGAAAUGACAUCACAAUCACUCUGGCUUGCGGCUUUUUAAAAAAAAAAAAAUUUCCUUUGCACCAUUUCAGAAAGACUUGAACUGAAACCCUGUGCAGAGAAGAAAAGAGAAAAUCUGACCUGUGGACCCUGCAGCCGCCCGCUUCUCAGCCUCUGUGCCCGGCUGUGCCCGGCUGUGCCCGGCUGUGCCCGGCUGUGCCCGGCUGUGCUCAGCUGUGCUCGACUGUGCCCGGCUGUGCCCGGCUGUGCCCGACUGUGCUCGGCUGUGCUCGGCUGUGCUCGGCUGUGCCCGGCUGUGCUCGGCUGUGCUCGGCUGUGGUGUGUGCUGGGCUCAUCCUCCUCUCCUUUACUUGGUUGUUUUUUCUCUGUGCCGAGAGACGCAGGCACAGGCUCAGAGUUUCCGGCAGCGAAGCGGUGGCGGUGUAAACUUAGGUCCAGUUCAUGCGUACAUAAAACCCCUAUGUAAGAUGAACAAAAUAUAUAUAUUUUUAAUAGACUAUACAGUGUAGAUUUUAAAGAAAAAUACAAAAAAAAAGAAAGAAAAAAGUGGUGGAGGAGGGGAGCGUAAAG
Messenger RNA from Anguilla anguilla (European eel), 4331 nucleotides. It is a transcript of the gene tcf3a, whose product is annotated as transcription factor 3a. Gene Ontology annotation, biological process: regulation of transcription by RNA polymerase II. Bases 562 to 2553 code for a protein of 663 amino acids. The transcript is spliced from 22 exons. Gene Ontology annotation, cellular component: transcription regulator complex. The record is from RefSeq and is a predicted model, not a curated record. Gene Ontology annotation, molecular function: RNA polymerase II cis-regulatory region sequence-specific DNA binding; protein dimerization activity; DNA-binding transcription factor activity, RNA polymerase II-specific. NCBI's taxonomy places the organism in Eukaryota, Metazoa, Chordata, Actinopteri, Anguilliformes, Anguillidae.